CCGCUUCGAUGGCCUGAUUCUUUCGACUCUGAAUCUCUUGAUCCUGGUUGCGAGCCUCAAAGACUCGGAUCCGCUACACCCCGUCUCUCGCAGUAUGAGAUAUGUAUUCCCAUUACAGCAACCACACUGUAUCUCAUACUCGUACGAAAAGCCUCGUUAGGGCCCACUCCCAAAGAGAGUUAGCGCCAUCCGCCUUUUGCGCCAGACUUGCAACGGGCCCGCUUUCUCUACCCUUUGGCCAAUACUGGCCUUGCCGCAUUUUGUAUCGCAGAACGGUCAACCCGUAAUUUAAUCCAGGUUGAAAGGGAAAAAAAGAUAGGAAAGGGAAGGAGGGAACACUGCACUGCUGCACUCUGUGAUACCGUGAAUUCUAUAUAGUGCUUCAUCUAUCCCACCUCUUCUCCCUUUUUUCUUCUUCUUUCUGCAUCCGUCCAAGAUUCCUCGUCUUUAUUUCUCCCCACUCUCCCUCCACCUCUUCCGGGUCUGGGGUAUAGCUUCACAAAGCUUUCCUCACUCACUUUCUUUUCCAGGAACAACUUGUUUCUGGAUUAUACAGUAUAGGUUGAGCCCAUCCCCGGCUGAUUCCUUCCGAUCUUGUCAAGAAACCAAAGAAGCAAACAAAACAACGGACCGAAUUGGUCUUUAUCUCAGAGACCUCUUUAUCAAAAGGCUCUUUUACAACGGACCCCUGCUCUCAAGUAGCACCUCGGCAAUACCGACUUCGAUUUUACGCCCCCAAUCGACAAGAAUAUCUCUUUGUUCCAUUGCGGCAUCUUCCAACUCUCCCAGUGCGAGCCUGCCCACGAUUUUACGACCGUUCCCCGACCCAUUCACGAUAUAGGACUCGACUGCAUCUCUGUUUCCACAGCGCCAAUUUGUAGUCUUGCCCCCAACGGAAAGCUUACGAUAACUUGCAUUGCAAACGAUCUCGACGAGUACCCUUGCGGAUAGCAGCGAUUUUUCUUCCCCCGAGCAACAAUUUCCCCCAAAGUCCACUCGGUUCUCUACGUCUUGUUCCAACGCGCCUUGCCUAUUAACCGUCAAGAUGGGUCUCUCAAAUUGGACCCCUUUCAAGAAGGAUCGCCAGAAUUUCCCAGGUGUUGUGAUCCCGCUGGCUGAUGCUCCUGCUCACAUCUCCGCAAAUGCGGAUGAAAAGGCCAAAAAGUCCUUGGAUCUUGCGUCUUCCUCCGAGAAUGGCUCGGCUGGUUCGCUGCACGAGGCUACUCACUUGACUCUUGAAGCUCUCCGGGCGGAGGUGGAGUCUGAUCUCUCCACGUCGGGCCAGGAUUCAGUUUAUGAUCGUAAAGCAAAGGUGAUCAACCGCGCUAUCCAAGAUAUCGGCAUGGGACGAUACCAAUGGGAACUAUUCUUCCUGUGCGGCUUCGGCUGGACCGCUGACAAUCUCUGGCUUCAGGGAGUUGCCCUAACUUUGACACCUCUUUCGUACGAGUUUGGUAUCUCCGAGUCGAACGUUCGGUUUACGACUUGUGCUCUGUUCUUGGGUCUUUGCAUCGGUGCCUCAUUCUGGGGAAUUGCAUCCGAUAUCAUCGGUCGCCGCUGGGCUUUCAACACCACCUUGUUCCUUGCGGGUGCCUUUGGUCUCGCUGCGGGUGGCGGUCCCACCUGGAUCGGUGUCUGUGCUUUGUACUCUUGCCUUGGUCUCGGUGUUGGUGGAAACCUCCCUGUAGAUGGCAGUCUUUUCUUGGAGUUCCUUCCCUUUGCCUCCGGCAACAUGUUGACCAUGUUGAGUGUUUGGUGGCCAAUCGGUCAACUGAUCGGCAGUCUCUUUGCCUGGGCUUAUAUUCCCGCUUUCAGCUGCUCUUCUAUGGAAGGCUGUACCAAGAGUCAGAACUGGGGCUGGCGCUAUCUGAUUCUCACUCUGGGUGCCAUCACAUUCUGCAUGUUCGUCGCACGGUUCUUCUUCUUCCAUCUGUACGAGUCGCCCAAGUUCCUGCUAUCUCGCGGCCGCCAAGAAGAAGCCGUUGCUUCGGUCCAUGGAAUUGCAUACAAGAACAAGACCAAGACCUGGUUGACCAACGAGAUCCUCAACGAGAUCGGCGGCUAUGCCGAGACCAAGGAGGAAGAGAAGCUCACCUACAGCCAAAUUGUGAUGCGUUUCUUCUCCAAGUUCUCGAUGGACCGAAUUCGUCCCCUCUUCGCCACUAAGCGCUUGGCCAUCAGCACCGUGCUUCUGUGGUUCUGCUGGGCUACCAUCGGUAUGGGAUACCCCCUGUUCAACGCCUUCCUGCCUCAGUACCUCUCCAAAUCAGGCGGCACCACCAACUCAAACUACAUCACCUACCGGAACUACGCUAUCACUUCCAUCGUCGGUGUCCCCGGCUCCGUCUUGGCCUGCUACACCGUUGAAAUCAAGUACAUCGGUCGCAAGGGAACCAUGGCCAUCGCCACCAUGAUCACCGGUAUCUUGCUGUUCUGCUUCACCGCAUCCUCCAACUCCAACGUUCAGCUGGCCUGCAGUUGUCUGGAGGCUUUCUUCCAGAAUAUCAUGUACGGUGUUCUGUACGCUUACACCCCGGAGGUGUUCCCUGCCCCGGUUCGUGGUACCGCGACUGGUAUCUGCAGUUGUUUGAAUCGGAUCGCUGGUCUUUGUGCGCCGCUCGUGGCUAUCUACGCUGGUGGUAGUAGCCCCGACGCGCCCAUUUACGCUUCUGGUGGCUUGAUUCUUGCUGCCUUUAUUGCGAUGGCUUUACUCCCCAUUGAAACUCGGGGUAAGCAGAUUCUGUAAAGAGUAGAAUGUGCGGUUUGGAUUCAGUACCAAAAAUUCAGGCUUUCUUUUCUCUUUGAUGUUGAAUUCUUCUGUCGCACAGCGGUGUACAUAGUUUUCCAAUCUGGACAUAUUCGCAAUUUAGAUGCUGAGUAUUUUCAA
This is a messenger RNA of Penicillium brasilianum, 2887 nucleotides long. The record is from the annotation of a GenBank genome assembly. NCBI's taxonomy places the organism in Eukaryota, Fungi, Ascomycota, Eurotiomycetes, Eurotiales, Aspergillaceae.